Molecule: messenger RNA, 2464 nt
Organism: Hermetia illucens (black soldier fly)
Lineage: Eukaryota; Metazoa; Arthropoda; Insecta; Diptera; Stratiomyidae
Product: xaa-Pro aminopeptidase ApepP-like
Exons: 12
Coding region: 402-2375 (657 amino acids)
Molecular function (GO): metalloaminopeptidase activity
Source: RefSeq, a predicted model, not a curated record
CCGAGCGGCUGCCAAUAUCACUAAUCGGUUAAUUAUAUUAUUUUUUUGAUAGCUGGAUUGAAUUAGUCGCCGACACGUACAAUCAGUUCAUUAUUGAGCUCUGCGGGGCUAACUCCACUGUCCACACAUCACACUUCGUACACUAUCACCUGCUACUACUCGCAGCCCAGUACGUGAAGCGUUUUUUAUUCUGUGAUGAUUCCGCUGUCUACUAAUAAAAUCGUGCCAUCAAUUACGGAGCAAAUUCAUUCUUGGUGUUGAUAAAAACAUAGCACAUCCAAUGAUUGCGGGUGCAGUAAAGUUCCGAGUGUGACUAAAGUGGUAGCUCUUAUAUCUGUGCAAAGAGUCCGUGCACGUAGUAAGAUAGUGUCCUUAGAAAAAGUUGUCGAGUGUUGCAAAGGAUGAGAAGUGCUCCGAGUAAAAUGGCUCAAGGAAGACGUGUUCUGCAGUUUUUACUGGCGGUGUCGUGUUUUGCUUCAUCCAGUGCAAGUGCACAAUUCACAAAAUACAAUGAUGAGCGUUUACCAUCCCCCGCCCUAGAAAAACUCAACAGGAUAAGGAGUAUAAUGGAAAACAGCACGACCCUCGAAGGCGACCCGAUUCAAGCGUAUAUCGUUCCAAUGAAUGAUGCACACCAAAGCGAGUACAUUGCUGAACGAGACAAGCGAAUUUUUUACCUUACAAACUUUAGUGGAUCUGCGGGCACGGUCAUUAUUACCCAAAAACAUGCCCUACUUUGGACCGAUUCCAGAUAUCACAUUCAGGCCGAACGACAGCUCGAUUUAAAUUACUGGACGCUAAUGAAACAGGGAAAGAAAGAUGUUCCCACAACCGAGAAAUGGCUACUGGACAAUUUGGCCAAUAAUUCGCGAAUUGGCGUCGAUCCAUUCAUUCUAUCGUCCUCGACAUUUCUGCAAAUUGCUGAUAGCGUAAAACCACAUGGGCAUGCUCUUGUGCCUAUUAUGACGGAUUUAGUGGACGAAAUUUGGGACGAGAGACCGCCAGUCACUAGCAAUGAAAUUUAUCCAAUUGCAAUACAGUUCACUGGUCAAAAUUCAUCUUAUAAAAUUAAUCAAGUGUUAGUGAAGUUGAAGGAAAACAAUGCAGAAUCAACAAUUAUCACGGCUUUGGAUGAAGUAGCGUGGCUUUUGAAUCUACGAGGGUCAGACAUAAGCUAUAACCCCGUAUUCUUCAGUUAUCUAAUCAUUACCCCCACAAAUCUUCACCUAUACCUACGUAAGGGACAAGUUAGUAAGAAAGUUAAGAAACAUUUUCAUGAGGAAGGCCUUAAUAUAACUUUACAUAACUAUGAGGACAUCAUCGCAGGAAUCAAAAGUUUGAUACAGAACACCACUUCCAAAAUAUUAAUAAGCGACGAUGCCAGCUAUGCCAUUUACAAAUCAAUCCCAGACGAAAAGAGGAUUCAAGUGGCAAGUAUUGUUGCUAAAAUGAAAGCGGUGAAAAACAGUGUGGAAGCUCAAGGAAUCAGGAAUGCUCAUAUUCGCGAUGGAUUGGCUCUUGUUCGAUAUUUGCACUGGCUUGACUUGUCAAUUGAUACAAAUAAUAUAACAGAGAUAUCCGGAGCAGCCAAACUAGCUACAUUUAGGAGUGAAGAAAAAUACUUCAAGGGAUUAAGCUUCGAGACAGCGAGUGCGGUUGGUGCAAAUGCAGCUCUAGCUCACUAUGACCCCAGUGAAGACACGGAUAAGCAAAUUACCAGAAAAGAGAUAUAUCUGGUCGAUUCCGGUGGUCAAUAUUUAGACGGCACAACUGAUGUGACACGCACUAUGCACUUCGGGACACCAACUGAUUACGAAAAGCAAUGUUUCACAAGGGUAUUGAAGGGAUUCAUUGCAUUUGUAACAUCAGUUGUACCAACUAACACACCAUUAAGUUAUUUGGAUAACGUUGCAAGAAGAGAACUUUGGCAAGCUGGAUUGGAUUACGGCCAUGGGACUGGGCAUGGAGUUGGAGCAUUUUUGAAUGUCCACGAAUAUCCUCCGCUUAUAACAUCGCGCCCGUCAGCAAGUAGCCCUGGCAUAAUGGAAAACAUGUUUACAUCCGAUGAACCUGGAUAUUACGAAGAGGACAAAUUCGGAAUACGCAUUGAAGACGUCGUGCAGGUUAUCAAGAAGGCGAAUCUAUCAGAAGCAUUUGGGGGAAGAGGGGCCCUUACUUUCGAAACCGUCACCUUCGCUCCUAUCCAGACGAAAAUGAUUGAUACAAACCUAUUAACCAAAGAUGAAGCUGAUUACAUCAAUGCUUACCAUCAGAAAGUUCUACGUGUUAUUGGGCGGGAGUUGAAAAAAAGAAAUCUUAUCGAGACUUACCAAUGGCUUUUAGCAGAAACUAAACAAAUCGCCUCCACAAGAUAGCUGUAUUAGGAUAAUUUUCUCCCACUUAAUUUAUAUUUUUAAGUGCCUUGAUUUGUACAUAAUAAAUAAGUCAGUACCAAAAAGAAAAA